This is a messenger RNA of Boleophthalmus pectinirostris (great blue-spotted mudskipper), 2339 nucleotides long. Its product is annotated as transcriptional repressor CTCF. Gene Ontology annotation, biological process: regulation of transcription by RNA polymerase II. Lineage: Eukaryota; Metazoa; Chordata; Actinopteri; Gobiiformes; Gobiidae. Gene Ontology annotation, cellular component: nucleus. Gene Ontology annotation, molecular function: DNA-binding transcription factor activity, RNA polymerase II-specific; RNA polymerase II transcription regulatory region sequence-specific DNA binding. The record is from RefSeq and is a predicted model, not a curated record.
CAUAUGGGCCGCCAUUUUAUGCAGGGCCCACUCUCCCAAAGCGGGAGAAAAUUUUAAGGCUGGUGCUUAGCUCGCUCGUACAUCGGCAGCAGGAUUGAAGGGAUCAAGGGUACUCAUUCGUCUUCCAAGUGAAUAUAACCAGAAUCAGAAGCAGUGAACGGGUGCUGCGGGGCCCAUUGCCAUGGAGGGCGAGGUUGUUUCCAUGGAUGCUGCUGUUGAUGGAAAAGUCCUAUCAGAGGGUGGAGAGGCUCUGUUACAGGGCACAGCUGUAGCUCAGCAGGGAGAGGUGACUGGCAACAUGGAGAUGAUGGUCAUGGAUGCACUAGACCCAACUCUUUUACAAAUGAAGACUGAAGUACUGGAAGGGGGCGGCACUGUAACCGUAACUGGUGGAGAUGAAGGUCAAAUCAUUACACUUCAGGUAGUUAACAUGGAGGAGCAGGCUGGUGCUGCUUUGGGACUUGGGCAGCUUCAGUUGGUGCAGGUGCCCGUCUCAACUACAACAGUUGAGGGUCUUCAGGCAACUUAUGUUGAGGCUACUGCGGCUAACAAGGAUGCAGAACCUGUCAUAUGUCACACACUGCCUUUGCCUGAAGGCUUUCAGGUGGUGAAAGUAGGUGCCAAUGGUGAAGUGGAGACUGUGGAGCAUGAGGAACUCCAGGCAACCCAUGAGGAACUUCAGGAAGCAGCAGAAGAGGAAGAGGAUGAGAACAUUGGAGAGGAGAUGCCCCCUCAGGACCAGGAAGACCCAGAUUAUCAGCCCAUUACAACUGUCCGCAAAGUAAAGAAGGGAAAGAAGAGCAGAUUGCGUUAUGCUGAGGGGGACAGAGACAUGGAUGUGUCUGUGUAUGACUUUGAAGAAGAGCAGCAAGAGGGGCUGCUGUCUGAAGUGAAUGCUGAGAAAGUUGUUGGCAACAUGAAACCACCUAAGCCCACAAAAAUAAAGAAGAAAGGUGUUAAGAAGACCUUUCAGUGUGAGUUGUGUAGCUACACUUGUCCUCGUCGCUCUAACCUGGACCGUCACAUGAAGAGCCACACAGAUGAAAGGCCACACAAAUGUCACUUGUGUGGAAGGGCCUUUAGAACAGUCACGCUGCUCAGAAACCACCUCAACACUCACACAGGUACACGGCCUCAUAAAUGCACUGACUGUGACAUGGCUUUUGUGACAAGUGGAGAGCUGGUCCGCCACCGUCGCUAUAAACAUACACACGAGAAGCCAUUCAAGUGCUCGAUGUGCGAUUACUCUAGUGUGGAGGUCAGUAAGCUGAAAAGGCAUAUUCGUUCCCAUACUGGAGAGAGGCCUUUCCAGUGCGCUUUGUGCAGUUAUGCGAGCAGAGACACAUACAAGCUAAAGCGACACAUGAGGACUCAUUCAGGUGAAAAGCCCUAUGAGUGCUACAUUUGUCAUGCACGGUUUACACAGAGUGGUACUAUGAAGAUGCACAUUCUCCAGAAACACACAGAGAAUGUGGCAAAAUUCCACUGUCCACACUGUGACACGGUUAUUGCGCGAAAGAGUGAUCUUGGUGUACAUUUGAGGAAGCAGCACUCAUUUAUUGAAACUGGGAAAAAGUGCCGUUAUUGUGAUGCUGUGUUCCAUGAGAGAUAUGCUUUAAUUCAGCACCAGAAGACUCAUAAGAAUGAGAAACGCUUCAAGUGUGACAUGUGUGACUACUGUUGUAGACAGGAGCGUCACAUGGUGAUGCACAAGCGAACACACACUGGAGAGAAGCCGUUUGCUUGUAGUCAGUGUGAGAAGACUUUUCGGCAGAAACAGCUCCUGGACAUGCACUUCAAGCGCUACCACGAUCCAAACUUUGUUCCUACAGCAUUUGUAUGUAGCAAAUGCAGCAAAACAUUUACCCGCAGAAACACCAUGCUUCGCCAUGCUGACAAUUGCACAGGUGAAAAUACAGGUGAUGAAAAUGGAACUCCACCCAAAAAGGGACGUCGGGGGCGGAAGAGGAAGAUGCAGUCAAAGAGGGAUGAUGAUGAUGAGGAGGAUGAUACUGAAAUGGAGGAGGAGGAUGAGGAGGAUCUCCUUGCUGAGAUGGAGAUGGAACAGGCUUCACCAGUUGCUCCUGUACCAGCCCCAGAGCCCCCAGUUAAGAGGAAACGUGGAAGACCCCAAAGAACAAGCCACAAGCUGCUGCCAUCAUUCGGGUGGAGGAUGAGGUCACUGGGGAAGUGAAUGAUAUUAUUGUGAAGAAGGAGGUAGGAGCGGAACAGGAAGAUGACAUCGCAGAAGAGGUGAUUGUUGGUGAAGGAAACGCUACAAUUCAGAUGGAAGAGCUGUCCCAAGUGGAAGAAGCUGUGCAGGAUCCGCAGUUGACAGA